Molecule: messenger RNA, 555 nt
Organism: Cladophialophora psammophila CBS 110553
Lineage: Eukaryota; Fungi; Ascomycota; Eurotiomycetes; Chaetothyriales; Herpotrichiellaceae
Exons: 2
Coding region: 1-555 (184 amino acids)
Source: RefSeq, a predicted model, not a curated record
AUGUAUUCGCCAGAUGCUGCAGCUGCAACAACGACAACCUUUGGCCCAGCAGUGACGGUGAGGAUGGUUGAGAUGAGUGAUCGGCACGCCCCGAGCCCUCCAAGGCACUUUGCCGACUGCAACGAGCCGGGCAAGAUCAUGUACAUCCAGCAGCCAAAGGGGCUCUACUCGGCCUGCUGGGGCGGACUGAUGUCGACGCGGGCCAAGCACAUGGGCGCCGAAGGCGUCAUUAUCGACGGCCGAAUGCGCGAUGUCAGAGAACACCGCGAGAUGGGGUUCCCGGUCUUUGCCCGGGACACGUCCAUACUGGGUUCCAACACCUUUACAAGAGCGUCCGAAGUCAACAUCCCUUUGCAGUUUUGUGGGGACUUGUGGAUUCAUCCCGGCGACAUCCUCGCGGGUGACUGUGACGGAGUUGUCGUUGUGCCUCCUUCGUUGAUAGACCAAGUCGUCGCCCUGUGCCAGGAACGGGCGGAGAUCGACGAGAAGACCUUUGCGGCCCUACGAGCGGGAGAGGAAAUGGGUCCAACCAUCAAACGGCUUAGAAAAGAGUGA